Molecule: messenger RNA, 3069 nt
Organism: Ambispora leptoticha
Lineage: Eukaryota; Fungi; Glomeromycota; Glomeromycetes; Archaeosporales; Ambisporaceae
Source: the annotation of a GenBank genome assembly
AUGGAGGACGCAUAUGUUAAAACUAUCGAAGAAGUAGUAAAUUAUUUCAAUGUUGACAUAGAUAAAGGGUUAACACAAGAACAGGUGUUAGAGGCUCAGAAUCAACACGGAAAAAAUGGCAUGUAUUGUGAGCCAUCCUUUUUAACACGCGAUUUGUUCGAAACUAAUACUCUAUUAGAACUGCCACCAGAGGAGUCCACACCACUUCUGGAAUUGAUAUUAGAACAAUUUAAAGAUCAACUUGUCAUUAUACUUUUGGUUGCCGCAGCGGUGUCCUUUGUUCUCGCGUUAUUGGAAGAAGCUGAUGAAAAGGGCACAGCAUUUGUGGAACCUAUUGUGAUUUUACUGAUAUUAAUUGCUAAUGCAACUGUCGGUGUUGUACAAGAGACAAAUGCUGAAAAAGCCAUUGAAGCUUUAAAGGAAUAUUCCCCUGAUGAGGCCAAAGUUCUUCGAGAAGGUCACUUGUCAAAAAUUCAUGCUUCCGAACUUGUUCCCGGUGAUAUUAUCGAUGUGUCGAUUGGUGAUCAAAUUCCCGCUGAUUCGCGUCUAAUUAAAAUCAUAUCAUCAACUUUCCGAGUUGAUCAGGCAAUUUUGACUGGUGAAAGUGUUAGUGUGAAUAAAGAUACGGCACCAAUUUCAGACAAAAGAGCUGUAAAACAAGAUCAGAUAAACAUCUUAUUUGCGGGAACGUCUGUGGUAAUUGGCAGAGCUCGAGCGAUAGUAGUUAAAACAGGCACUGGUACUGCAAUUGGUGAUAUUCAUAAGAGUAUAGCAGCACAGAUAUCUGAGCGUACUCCUUUAAAACGGAAAUUAGACGAUUUCGGUGAUUUAUUAGCCAAGGUGAUUUCAGUUAUUUGUAUUCUCGUAUGGUUGAUCAAUAUUCGCCAUUUCAAUGAUCCUUCACAUCACGGCUGGUUAAAAGGUGCAAUAUAUUACUUCAAAAUUGCUGUUGCGCUCGCAGUUGCCGCUAUACCUGAAGGACUUGCCGUUGUUAUAACAACAUGUCUGGCAUUGGGAACCAAAAAAAUGGCAAAGAAAAACGCCAUUGUUCGAUCUUUACCUUCUGUUGAAACUUUGGGUUGCACAAGUGUAAUUUGCUCCGAUAAGACUGGCACUUUGACAACAAAUAAAAUGAGCGUGUCACGGAUACUUCUUGUCGCUUCAGAUUUAGCAAAACUUGAAGAGUUUCAUGUUGAAGGAUCUAGUUAUGCUCCUGUUGGUAAUAUCUCUAAUGCAGAUGAUGGUAAAAUUGUUGAAAAUUUACCAACCAAAAAUCAUUCCAUUAAUGAGCUGGCACAAGUCUGUGCCUUAUGUAAUGAUUCUCGCAUAGUAUAUGACGAGUAUAAUAACUAUUAUCGCAAUGUUGGUGAGCCAACCGAAGCCGCACUUAAAGUUCUCGUUGAAAAGCUUGGGUCGAACGACGAAUCCUUUAACUUAAAAUUAAGUCAUAAAUCCCCCAAGGAACGUGUCAUGGCUGUUAACACAUAUUAUGAGAAUAAGUCGACACGAUUGGCAACUCUCGAAUUCUCACGCGAUCGGAAAUCAAUGUCUGUUGUUGUAGCUGAAGCUGGAAAUUCAUAUGGAAAAUUACUUGUCAAAGGAGCACCCGAAUCUAUACUGGAUAGAUGUACUUCUGUUCGUAUAUCUUCUACAACAGAAGGUUCACAGACAAAGAUCACACCAACGAUUCGUCAAAAAUUAAAUGAAAAAAUAUUAGAAUACGGUCGGAAUGGGCUGCGUGUUCUUGCAAUAGCUGUAGUGGAUUCUGUGAGUGCGCGCUUAGAGGAAUGGAAUUUGAGCGAACCCGCAAAAUUUAUAGAUUUCGAACAAAACAUGACUUUUGUUGGACUUGUGGGAAUGUUGGAUCCUCCGCGUCCCGAAGUACCAGACGCUAUAAUCAAAUGCAAAACUGCUGGAAUUCGUGUCAUUGUAAUUACUGGUGAUAAUAAAGAUACGGCAGAGUCAAUAUGUCGAAAAAUUGGUGUCUUUGGAGAACACGAGGAUUUAACAGGAAAAUCUUUUACCGGACGAGAAUUUGAUGGAUUCUCUGCUGAAAAAAAAGCAGAAGUAGUGCAUACUGCAAAUUUGUUCUCGAGAACAGAACCUUCACAUAAGAGUGAACUUGUUGAUUUACUUCAAAGCCAAGGAGAAAUCGUUGCAAUGACUGGUGACGGUGUAAAUGAUGCACCCGCUUUAAAGAAAGCCGAUAUUGGUGUGGCUAUGGGCUCGGGCACAGAUGUGGCCAAGUUAGCAGCUGAUAUGAUUUUGGCUGAUGACAAUUUUGCUACAAUAGAAAGAGCGGUUGAAGAAGGUCGUUCUAUAUAUAAUAAUACGAAACAAUUUAUUCGAUACUUGAUUAGUUCCAAUAUAGGAGAAGUUGUUAGUAUAUUCCUUACCGUACUUCUUGGUAUGCCAGAGGCACUUAUUCCCGUUCAAUUAUUAUGGGUUAACUUAGUCACCGACGGGCUUCCAGCCACUGCAUUAGGUUUUAACCCACCAGAUCACGAAAUUAUGCGUCAGCCUCCCAGAAGUAGUCGAGAACCUAUUGUUGGCAAAUGGCUAUUUUUUAGAUACUUAGUGGUUGGUACUUAUGUUGGUGCAGCUACGGUAUUCGCUUACGCAUGGUGGUUUAUGUUUUAUCAAGACGGACCACAAAUUAGUUAUUACCAAUUGACAAAUUUCCAUAAAUGCCACGAACUAUUCCCGGAAAUCGGCUGUGAAAUGUUUAUUAAUGAUAUGUCGAAACGCGCCACAACAAUGUCACUUACAGUUCUAGUAACUAUUGAGAUGUUGAAUGCCAUGAACUCGCUUAGUGAAAAUGAAAGUCUAUUCACUUUACCACUCUGGGAAAACUUAUAUCUUGUAUUUGCUAUUGCGUUGUCAAUGUUACUUCACUUUAUGGUGCUAUAUAUGCCAUUCUUUUCGAAUCUGUUUGCCAUUCUUCCACUUAAUUGGAUCGAAUGGAAAGCUGUCCUGUGGAUAUCUGGCCCAGUCAUCGUAAUUGAUGAAGUGAUGAAGUUUUUCAGUCGUACAUUAAUAGCACCAAAAACAAAACUCAAAACAGAAUGA